Jaminaea rosea is the source of this 3479-nucleotide messenger RNA. RefSeq lists its product as hypothetical. The transcript has a single exon. Bases 137 to 3181 code for a protein of 1014 amino acids. Gene Ontology annotation, biological process: actin cytoskeleton organization. Gene Ontology annotation, molecular function: actin binding. Lineage: Eukaryota; Fungi; Basidiomycota; Exobasidiomycetes; Microstromatales. The record is from RefSeq and is a predicted model, not a curated record.
CAGCAUCCUCGUCGCGCAGCAUCCUCGCCUCACUGCACUUUCCCCAACCCCCUGCUCAUCGUCCGCUGCGUCGCCCUUUUGAUAGCAGAGCAGCCCAACCUUUCCCCCUUGACAUUCCCUCGUCGCUGCCGCUCGCAUGGCUGUGUCCAUUGCAGUCAACUGGACCCCCCCGGCGAGCUCGCCCCUCUUUGAGGAUGACGACAACGUCACGAGCGAUCCGCAGGUCACGCCGACGCCGGUGAGCUCUGCUUCGUCGCCACCAUCGUCUUCGCACGUCAAUGGUGCAGGCCCCGGCCGCAAUCUAGCCCCCCCUGGUGCGGGCAUUGCUCGAUCCUCUUCGCCGCAGCCUCGCUCUUAUGCCGCCGCUGCCGCUGCAGCUCCGAGCUCCUCGUCAGCAUCGUCUCAGCUAUCUACGAGUCCGGCGAGCACGACGGGCCCGACGAGCCCAACGAGCCCGCCCAAGGCGCCAACUCACGCUUCGACACCAAGCCAGCAACAGCAGGCGUCAGGGCCCUCGCUCCCUCAAAUGCCACCCACAGCAGCAUUCCAGCAAUCCUACCCCCAACAGCAGCAGCAGCAAAGAGGAGGCUUCGGCUCCGGCGCUUACCCUCAUCACCCACCGUUCCACCAAGCCGGCAUCGGUCCCGUCUACAACAUGUCGUUCGCUCCGCCUGGCCAAUACUCGUGGGGCGCGCACGCGCAGGCACACACAGCGUCGCCAUCACGUCCAGCGCCCUUGACGUACAAUGACACCUUCAACCAGCAAGGCAUGCCAGGCGUCACCUACGCCAUGGCCAGCAGUCGUGGCACUCUACCACCGGGCGCAAUGGCUCCUUCACCUCCUCCUGCUGCAGGCACCAAUGGCUUCCAUCCUCACCCAUAUCGCCGUGGAGGUGCGCCGAUGACGGCGGCGCCGUCCGCUUCUUCAUCAUCAUCUUCAUCCGCACCCUCGGCGCCCGGCAUGACAGCAUCGCCCUCGACGGCACAACUAGCACCGCGAAAUACCGCCGCCGCAGCCGCAGCCGCCGCCCCUUUGCGACCUGUUGAGAAUCGAUCGACGCCCAUGCGCCAGUCCUCUUCCGACUCUGCACGCCGCAACAAGCGCCCAGAACCUCCCUCUCGCACCGAGAGUACACGCUCGACGUCUUCCGGCAUCGUCACACCUGCCGACGACGGGUCAGUCCCACACUCGCGCUCAGGAUCCGUCUCCUCGCAGAGCUCAGCCUAUUCGUCGACGAGGAGCGACAAGGCAUCGACGAUUGGACGCACGACACCCACGGCAGCUGCAGUCGCUGCCAAGAAGCCCUCGCCCCUGUCCCGACCUGCCGCGCGUGAAGAGGACGACGACGAUACCAAUGCAGACUACGGAGGGAGCGACCGUGAAGAUGCACCGCCAGUCGGGCGGCCCGCCAAGAAGGGAUUCGGCGGCAAGCUGCGCAAGGCCCUGAGCCUCUCGACGAUGAACGAGAUGCAGCAAGCAGAGGCACGACCGCAGAGCAGCACCAUGCCUGCGAGACCUUCGGCUGCACCACCUGGACGCGCACUCCCUGGCUCCAUGUCAUCGGCUCGUAGCGGCGGUGGCUUCGACGCUUCAGAGUUUGGCGGCGUCGGUGCCUCACCAGGUGGCAUCGCCGGCGGCUCGUCUGCGGCCUCGAUCAGCUCGCGCAGGAGCACACGCCCACCUAUCAGCGGCUCGACCGACGGGAGCGGGAAGCGCAGCCUCUUCAAUCGCAAGUUCAACUCGUCGACGGACAACAUCUCCAUCUCCUCGACCGUCUCGAGCGCAUCGGUCAUGCUGCGAAAGGUCGGCAAUCUGGGCAAGAUGGCUCGUCGUCACAGCUUGAUGGGGCUCACCAACAUGUUCAACAAGGACAAGGAGGCAGGCAAGGAAGGUCUGCACGACGACGACUUUGGCACGCUGCCCGUGCCUGCCGACGAGGCGGCCAUUCGUAGCGCGUCUAAGGCGAAACGCUCCAGCCGCAAGAGCGACCCUGCCCUCGCCUCGGUUUCACGCGCCACCGCUGAGCUAGAUCACGGUGCCGACUCGAGUCUCUCCCCCGCAGCCCACUACGUACGCCAGCAUCAGUUGCAGAUGAAGCAGCAGGCGGAGGCGGAGGCCCGACAACGUCAAGAGGCAGAGGCUGCGGCAGCGGCGGCGGCAGCAGCAGCAGCAGCAGCACGACCAAAGGGCAAGACGACGGACGACGUAGUGGAGAGUCGACAGAAGAUGAUCGAAAAGGAAAAGGAGCGUCUCAAGAGCAAGCGAGGAUGGAAGAAUCGACUCAAGGUUGGGGGUAGCAGCAGCAGCAGCGGUGGCAGCGCGGCCGGAGCAGAGCAGGCGCAAGUCCCGACUGGACUCGAGACGAUCCCGUACUCUGCAGACGUGCAGCACGAAGCACCGCAAGACAUCUACGCGGGCGCGGGCGCGCACGUCCCGAGCGACGACUUUGGCGGGGUGCCCGGCUUCGACGCAGAGGAGCUCGAACCACCACCGCGUCUACCCGCGUUGGAGGGCAGCGAAGGAUCAGGCGACGAAGGCGAGACGGACUCUCUGCGACACUGGGGUGAAGGCAUCGAGCGUUCUCGAGCCAGCGCCGCACGCGUAACGUCGCCAAAGAGCAUCCUCAAAAAGAGCGCCUCGUGCGCACAUCUGACGCAGGCGCAGACGCCCAACGACUUUACGCGCCCAUUUGCUGGCAGGGUGCGGGCCAACUCGUACGACACGCCGCAAGCCUCUGCGCCCGGCGCUCCUAUGCUAUCGUCGAUGUCCACCACCACUGCCGGCGUAGACAGGAUGGACGGCGUACCGCGCGGCACGACGGGCGAUGAUGACGCGCCCACCCCACCCAGCGCCGCCGAUGAACCGCGCGCUCCCACGGCAGCGCCAGUCUACGGCCACCACUCCAACUCCUCCAUGCCAACACUCUCCCUCAUCACCAACCCUACCCCGACGACCACCUCGCGCCCCUCGCUCCAGAAGAAGCGCAUCGGAUUCACCGAGGUGCCCAUCUACCACUCGACGUGGCCGGCCCACGUCUACGACCGGCGCGGUGAGCUCGCAACGUGCAAUCGUCUGACGCAGGAGCUCGCCGCGCAGAUCAAGGAGGAGCUCAACUCGUUCAAGAUGGAGGAGAUGGUCGUCGCUCCCAGCAGUAGGAUCUUUACACACUUUUUCGUAUGAGCACGGCGUGCGCGCGCGCGCGCGCGCAACCAAUUGUCUAUAGUCUCGGCAUCAUGGGCGCGCCACCACAACAACAACAACAACACCUUUUUUUUAUCAGCAUCUACGGGCGGCGGGCGCAGUCGGAGAAGACGGUCAUGGCGCGUUGCGUCGCGGCGCGUCGCGUCGGGUAGGACUCUCUUUGUGCGGGCACAGUCACUCCUCUCCUGUUCAUAGGUCUCUGGCGCGGCACGGCGCUCAACCUCAACUUGGCUCAUCAAUUUCAUGCUCAUUAUCAACCAUGAGGGCUGCGUGGAUG